Molecule: messenger RNA, 2545 nt
Organism: Solea senegalensis (Senegalese sole)
Lineage: Eukaryota; Metazoa; Chordata; Actinopteri; Pleuronectiformes; Soleidae
Product: B-cadherin-like
Exons: 15
Coding region: 1-2409 (802 amino acids)
Biological process (GO): adherens junction organization; cell morphogenesis; calcium-dependent cell-cell adhesion
Cellular component (GO): adherens junction; cytoplasm; catenin complex
Molecular function (GO): cadherin binding; calcium ion binding
Source: RefSeq, a predicted model, not a curated record
AUGAUUGUAAGGACUGCUUUGUUGCUGUGUCAUGUACAGUGUUUGGCUGUUCUGGCUGCAGCAGCGAUCGACAAUAACAACUGCUCUGAAAACAAAAACCCAACAAACAAGAAGCUCCACUCACACCUGAGCCUCCAUCAACCCUCCACCAUUGAGUUUCCACAUGUGUCUGCCGUUCUGAAGCGGAUGAAGAGGGGGUGGGUUAUUCCACCUAUUAACUUUCCUGAAAAUGACAGGGGUCCAUAUCCAAAAUAUAUGGUGAAGAUUAAAUCGAGCAUCGAGGACAAGGUGGCGAUAACAUACAAGAUCAGUGGAUCGGGUGUUGAUCAGCCUCCUGAAGGUGUUUUUACGAUCGAUCGGCGAUCUGGGGUGCUGUACCUGACCCAGCCACUUGACAGGGAGAAGAGAGAGAAAUACAUUCUGUGGGCCCAUGCGAUGAAUGAGAGGCAUGAAGCCGAGCAGCCCAUGGAGCUCAUCAUUAACGUCAUCGACCAGAAUGACAAUCCUCCACAGUUCAAUCGGAGCCUUUUCUAUGGCAACGUGAGUGAAAGCGCCACAGUAGAUGAUUCUGUGGUGACGGUAACAGCAAAGGAUAAAGACGACCCACUGACAGAUAACGCAGUUAUAAGGUACCGGAUAUUGUCUCAGACGCCUCAGGGAGACAUGUUUAGCAUAAACCCAGUGAGUGGAAGCAUCAGUGUGGCAGCAGGUGGACUGGACAGAGAGACUCACCCAGAGUUCAAACUGAUCAUUGAGGCUGCUGAUAUGGGGGGGGAGGGGCUAACAGACACCUGCACGGCCGUCAUCAGCGUUUCUGACAGCAACGACAACGCUCCACAGUUCACCAGCACGUCUGUUUCCACAUCAGUCCCUGAAAAUAAGGUAGGAGUGGAGGUAAUAAGGUUAAAGGUCACCGACAAGGAUGAGCUAGGAACUCCACACGCCAACACCAUAUAUUCAAUAAUCAAAGGCAACGAGGGCGGAGACUUCAAUAUCACCACGGGCUCCGAUAAAAUGGAAGGCGUCAUCAGGACAGUCCAGGAGCUGGAUUUUGAGAGCACGGCCAUCUUUACUCUGGUGGUGACGGUGACCAACGAGGCGCCGUACACGGCGUCUGUGUCCACCUCGACAGCAACAGUCACCGUGACAGUCGAAGACCGCAACGAACCUCCUGUUUUUAGUCCGCCAGAGAUUCGUGUCAGCAUAUCAGAGGACGCGGAAGUAGGACGUUCUGUGGCCGAGGUCAGAGCCGAGGACCAGGACACAGGCAAACAACAGAGCGUCAGAUAUAAACUGAACAAUGACACUGCCAGGUGGCUGAGCAUCGAUCCAGACUCAGGAUUAGUCACAGUCAAGAGCAGCUUGGACAGAGAGUCACAUGUUGUCAGAGACGACAGAUACACCGUCCUCAUUUUGGCUUUUGACAAUGAUACUGUCCCAGCUACAGGGACAGGAACUCUGCUCGUGACUUUACUGGACGUGAAUGACCAUCUCCCCGUGGUCCAGCAGAGAACGGCUAUGAUGUGCAACAAGGACUCUUCUCCGGCUCUGCUGGAUAUCGUGGACCUGGACGGAUCAGGUCACGCUGGACCGUUUACUGUGGAGCUUCUGGGAGAGCACAAGAUCAACUGGACUGUCAGCAUCAACUCCACCAGCAGCGUGGCAGCUCUGGCUCCCAAACGGGAACUUUCCCCCGGGGACUACAGCGUGCUCAUGAGGAUCUAUGACGCUGGCUCACUCUACCAAGACAGCACACUCAGCGUGGAGGUGUGCCAGUGUGAAGGAGCCGCCUGGACCUGCUUCACCUCACUCUCUGCUCCUCUCAUGCAUGCUUCUUCUCUCACAACCUCAGUGCUGGCAGCCAUUUUUCUCCUUCUGUUGUUGCUUCUGCUGCUGCUGCUGCUGCUGAAAAGAAGGAGAAGGAGCAGCUCAGAGAAGCGGGUUCCUCGUGUGGAAGAUUUUCCCAGAGACAACAUCUUCUGUUAUGAUGAAGAGGGAGGAGGUGAAGAAGAUCAGGAUUAUGACCUGAGUCAACUUCAGAGGAGGCUGCACAACUGUCCUGAGGUCACUGACGUCCUUCCUUCAGUCCAGAGCCGCCCGGGCUACUGUCUGCAACUCCAGCCGAACGAGGAAAUCAGCAAAUUCAUUGAAAGUAACCUGUGUGCUGCUGACUCGGACUCCUCCGCUCCUCCCUAUGACUCUCUCCUGGUGUUUGACUUUGAAGGCCUGGGCUCUCUGUGCAGCUCUCUCAGUUCCAUCGUCUCCUCUGACUCGGACGAGGAGCACCAGGACUACGGGAGCCUCAACCAGUGGGGGCCAGUUUUCCGGAGUUUGGCUGAGCUGUACACGGGGGGCACAGAGGAGGACGACGACACACAGACACUGCCGGGAAAAAGAGAAUGGGUGUGAAGUGUGUUUAGAAGAUCAGAGAGUUUGCAAACUCUUUCUUGUAAAAUGUUUCCCUCACCUCACCCUUCCCUUCAGUUAGCAUCGGAACUCAAAAGAUGUUUAAUGUGUACAUUCGUCAAUGUCUAAUGUGUAAACA